Messenger RNA from Uranotaenia lowii, 4356 nucleotides. Its product is annotated as thioredoxin domain-containing protein 11. The coding region runs from base 480 to 3713 and encodes 1077 amino acids. The record is from RefSeq and is a predicted model, not a curated record. NCBI's taxonomy places the organism in Eukaryota, Metazoa, Arthropoda, Insecta, Diptera, Culicidae. The transcript has 8 exons.
UCAAUGUUUUCUGCAGCUGCCUGCCUGUUUCGUUCGAGGUGAAUUUUUCUGGAUUAGCAAUGCAAAACAGAAUCAAAAUUUGUAAUUAGAUUAACCGUAAUUGUUGCGAAACCGUGCGAUUCGAAUUGAAUUCGUUAUAUUGAUUCCUUGGGCCGUACAUUGGUGGUGAAGUGAUUUGAGUGGUUGGUGCUGGCAUCGUUCUGAAUUGGGUCGCGCGAGUGUUUUGGUUCACCUUGCGGAGCAAAAGAAAACACCGAAAUCGAAAAAGGAAAAGGUUCAUCGAACGAGUCCAGAUUGUGAAUGUAGUGUUGAAGUUGUAAACGGAGCAGACGACUCUCACUGAUGUUUGCAGCUAAUGACGUGUUGUUUCUGGAUUAAGCGCUGCUGUCGAGCGGAACGAAGACGAUUCGUCUUAGAUCGGUGCAGAUUCGGGGUAGGACGGCGGAUGCAACUGGCUGCAGUUACAGCGGAUUUUCCUUAUGAGUACACAAAUACCAUCUGCCUGGAAGCGAUCUGCAGCAGAAGCAGCAAGAAGCAAAAUUUUAGCCGCAGAAGCCCAGCGAAAUAUCCGUCGACGAAUCAGCUCCAGUUUGCGCCCCUGGGAAAAACCUUCCUCCGAACUUGACCCCAGUCCGAAAAACGACGACGACGAUGGAAGCGGCCAGGGACGGAAAGUAGUGUCGUCACUGUUUCCUCAGCUGAAAUCCAACAAGGUCACCACCAGUAGCGGUGAAUUUGAUGACGACAGCAGCAUUCGUUCUUCAAGUGCCAGUAGCGUUAUUUAUCAGCAAACGAGCUACGAAAAUGCAAAACAAGACGACGUGGACUUGCGGCGAGAGUUCAGCAGUCAGUUGUCUGCGGACGGUUUGAACGAAAUUGCUUCUAAUCAGCUCUCAGUAGGCCUACCGAAAACGGACGGUGGUUGCGAGCUGACCGAGGACAGUAUUUUGGCUGGAUCCGGAAUAACGGGACCGAUCGAUCCGGCCAAUCCAGAUCCACCGAUGGGAACCGGUUCCGGUCGGCGGUACAGUAGAAUCAGUAUGAUCAUCAUCUACGGUCGGGAAGUGCUGUGCAUUCUGGCACUCAUUCUGACAACUUAUGCAUCGAUACACAAUAGUCCUCCAAAAAUAUCGAAAGCUCCUCCUCCGGUACCGUUUUUCUCCCGAGGAUCCCUAGUACACGAUUGGCCGUCCGGAGCAUUGGGCCCAACCCAGACACGAGUCUCCCAGUCGGAGCUGUCCUUCGUAUUCUACUACGCGCCGUGGUGUGCCGAGAGUCAAAAUGCUCGGGCUGUAUACGAGCACGUUGCCCGGCUUUACUACCGGGAGGCUCAUUUUGCAGCCAUUAACUGCUGGCAGCCGGGUGGCGAGUGCCGUUUGCACUAUUCCAAGGUUCAAUCGUGGCCGGUGCUGAUGGCCUAUCAACCGAAUGCGAUUGCCGUGCAGUUUCACCAGAGCUGGACCAAUGGAGCGCUGGCCCGGUUUGUGCAAUCGUUGCUGACUCCGCUGCACCGGUUGACCGAACCAGGGGAUCUGAUGAGCCUCAUGACCGGAAAAGAUGCUGUAGUAGUGGCGUUUCUGGACAUGGAAUUGAAUCGACGGCAGUACAACCGGUUUUAUCAAACAUCCCUCAAAUGGUUAGAGAAAGAUCCUUUCCAGGAAGUUGCAUUCGGUAUCGUGACCGGUGAUUCAGCGGCCGCCUUUGGACUGGAAGAAAUACCCGCCAUACGGUUGUACCUAUGGAACGAAACUAUCGAAUUCACCGGGAACAGCUCCUGGACGCACGCGGAGCUCAUCGGCUGGGUUAACAAACACAUUCAAGUCGUUUCGAUGUGGAUCGCACCGCCGGGGGCCAGCAAAUCCGCCUCCUUGGCUCCCUACUUCAAGCAGGGACCGGUGCUUUUUUUCUUCACCCCUCGGCCACUGUAUGGAGCGGGUUCAUCCGAUGCCUACAUGAUGCUCCGCCAACUGGGUAUGCUGUACUACAACUGCCAGGGUGACAUCUGGGUUCAGGAAAUGGCCACGAAAUAUAUAGCCGAGCAGCGUCGCUACGCAGUUGAAUCUUAUGGUUUAUUGAAAGAUGAAUGUAAAGUUUUGCUCAAGCAACAUCCGGCCCAGAACGAUGGAUCGGAAGGAAGCGACAAACAGGACUGUAAAGCCGCCGGGAGGUCAUCGAUAUCGGUGUCGUUUGUGAGUGUGAUGAACUCAUCAAAGUUUGUGGAGGGCAAGCAGAAAGUUAAAUCCCCUGGGCUUUCAUCGGACGAUGGUUACUGUAAUAUCGAACAAUCAGGUUGUGACGAAAGAUUUUUUGAGUGUGGAGCGAUGGCUGAAGAUGAAUCUUUAAAUAUUAAUGCGGAAUCCAGUUGCUCCAGUGCUAGAGGAAGACAUUCAAGUCUGUAUGGGUCGGUGAAACGAGAUGGUCGACCUGAAAAACAUGUUACUUCCAUGCUAGACGCCGAAGAAGACUAUCGGGGUCCUAAAGUUUUAUCGAAGCAAUUUUUAAGGAGACAAUGUGAGCUAUUGCGAUUCAACGAACAGAGUCGCAGUGAAGUGUUCUUCCCAAACAUACCAUCUCAAAGCGAUGAUUAUAUUGAUUUAAUCCAAGGUAGUUUCUGCAAAUACAAUAAAACCCUAACGUUUCUGGGUAUGGAUAGCGAUCUAUAUCACGCAUUUGCUGAACGAUUAGGAGUGGACGUUUUGAGUGAACCCAAUCGAUCAGUCGCGAUCAUUGUUGACCAGGAGGUCGAAUCCACGUAUCGGCUACAGGAAACCAUAAGUUUGUCAUCGUUAGCCAAAUUGGUACACAGUUACUACAAUCGAACGCAACCUCGAUACCUUAGGUCUAGUAAUGUUUUCUUCAAAAAUACACAUUCCUUCAAUACAAGCGAGUUUAGGAAGGAAUCUCGUCGGAUGGCAGACGGAAAACGAUUGGAACUGAAGGAAGCUGCUGCUAUUAGAAAAACGCGUGAUGAACCAACUGAACAGCGUGUAAAUGGUUCUGUCUCAACUAUUGACAAGACUAGCUCUUCACCAGCAGAACAUGAUCAACAGUUGUACCACAACCAUCGGCAUCAUCUGGUUAGAGAGAUUAAUAGUCGUAACUUUCAGCAAGCUGUCGUUGAAUCUAAUAAGACUGUUGUUGUUCACUUCUACUCCACUCACUGUGCCUUCUGCAGUAUGCUGUCGCAGCAUUUGCUCACGAUUUCCCGUUUGCUGAAGAGCCAGCCGGGGUUGGAGUUUGUUCGCGUCGAUGGCGACCGGAACGAUAUGCGAUGGGAGUACAGUAUGGAGCUGUUUCCCACUUUGAUUAUUUUCCCCAAUCAACGAAAAUCUGAAAGUCGCGUUUUCGAACGCGAGCUUCCACUAACCGUCGGAAACCUUCUGGGAUUCAUUAUGUCCAAUUUGAGUCCCGCGGAAAGGCUCCACGCCAAUUCGUUACUUUGUGAUUCUGUGAAAUCCUCUUCGGCCGAAGGCUGUCUCGUAACGUUGAAGCGUGAGCUCAGCAGCAGUAUUUUGCUAACCUUGCGCCACUAUAGGCAGCUGCAGGCCAGCGGAAGGCCGGCAAGGGCCCGUGUCCGGUUGCUCAACCGAUUGCAGGUCAUCCACGAGUUCUAUCUCACUACGCUGCGCUGUUUUAGUCAUUCCUGUGAUUUUACCCAGUUAAAGAAUAGCGCCAGAAUGCUUCUCACCCUCUGGCCAACGAUACCGACCUAAGGGGAGCUUGGUUCCAGUCCAACCACGCCGAUAGAAUCAAGCUGUACGCAUUUGAUCGGAGAUUUAUUCUUGAACUUUUCCCCGAAACAACUUAGGAUGCUCCGUGAGCCCUGUGGAUAUUGAUAUUUUUAUUUGAGCUCUUCUGUUUUAUUUCUCCAUUUAUUUACGUUUUGUUUUUUUUUAUAGUAUUUAAAACCAAUUUAAUCUACUGCAUGCUUUGCAAGAUCUCGUAGUAGAUAUUACGUUAACUGAUUAAUGUAAAAGUCAACGCCAAAUUAGAGCAGCAUUGAAUGAUGCUCGAUAUCAUUCUGAGAAGCAAGUGCAAUCGGGACUGCCGAGUUACUGAACUUAAUAAAAUAAUAACCCUAUAGUUAUGAUUGCGAAUCUAAUCGAAGUGUAGAAAAGUCAAGUUUUGCAAGUGGCAUCUGGAGCUGUAAAUAUAUAGGAUAUCCUAACUAACAAAUGAUCGUGCGUAGUUAAAUCAAUCAAUAAGAUCAACUGACGGUAGCGAAACUUAGUUAUUGUGUUGUAACAUUCGGGAAGUUUGUUACAAUUUCUCAUAUAAAAUAUUUGGCAAAACUUUUAUAACUCUUAUCCGCCGAAGAGGAAAUUCAUGAGAUAAUAUAUUUUGUUCAUAAAUAAA